Molecule: messenger RNA, 1974 nt
Organism: Mytilus californianus (California mussel)
Lineage: Eukaryota; Metazoa; Mollusca; Bivalvia; Mytilida; Mytilidae
Product: cysteine-rich venom protein Mr30-like
Exons: 13
Coding region: 60-1448 (462 amino acids)
Cellular component (GO): extracellular region
Source: RefSeq, a predicted model, not a curated record
GGAUGUCACAUGUACAAAUGUCAUAUUAACCCAGUCUAAGAUAGAUACAACAGACAACAAUGUAUCCAUCACAUCUUUAUAUUUACAUGUUUGUGAUAUUUGGAAGUUCACUUAGUGGUCAAAGUUUUGUUGAGAAUGAAACCUUUACUAAUCAGUUGUACAGAAGGAAAAGAAGUGUUAAUUGUGAAUCGUCGAAUACCCUGAAGAAAUAUAAUUUUUAUUCAGGACACACUGCAUGUUUGACUGCGUCAUCAUCUGCUGAUUUAGCCACUUCAGGUGUUACCGCAGAUGAGAAGACAGAAAUAGUAAAUAAACACAAUACCUUACGAUCUCUCACUCAAGCUACAAAUAUGAUGAAAAUGAGCUGGGAUGACGAAACUGCAUACAUAGCUCAAAAAUGGGCAGAAAAUUGUGUGACAUCACAUGAGUCUCCUGGUCUGAAACGGUCCAUUCCAGGGAGGUUUGGACUUGGUCAAAAUCUUUUCUGGGGAUCCAGAAAAUAUGCCUGGAGUGAAGCUAUACAAAGCUGGUAUGAUGAGAUCAGCGAUUUUACAUUCAAUGGUCAAAAUGUUUUCAGUAAAAUUGGACAUUAUACACAGGUUGUUUGGGCAGAUUCUAUUAAACUUGGUUGUGGUUAUGCCCACUGUACUACAACACGCAUUCAUUUGUAUGUGUGUAAUUAUGGACCAGCUGGUAACAUUGGAGACACAAGUAAACCAUAUAAACAAGGAACGCCAUGCCAAGACUGUCCGGGAAAUUGUGCCAACAAGUUAUGUGAUUGCGAUAAAGUUUGUUUAAAUGGAGGAUCCCUUGAUUUAUCAACAUGUACAUGUAAUUGUAAGAGUGGUUAUAGUGGACCAGAUUGUUCCUUGAACUGUGCAACUAAGACAGAUCCAGGAUAUUGUGGUACACAGUAUCCUCCUAGUUAUUGUGCAACCUUUAGUAAUGUCCCAUCAGAUUGCCCACAUAUGUGUCAAAUAUGCCCAAAUUGCGAUAUAGUUUGUUUAAAUGGAGGAUCCCUUGAUUUAUCAACAUGUACAUGUAAUUGUAAGAGUGGUUAUGGUGGACCAGAUUGUUCCUUGAACUGUGCAACUAUGCCAGAUCCAGGAUAUUGUGGUACACAGUUUCCUCCUAGUUAUUGUGAAACCUUUAGUAAUGUCCCAUCAGAUUGUCCACAUAUGUGUAAAAUAUGCCUAAAUGGUGGUGUUGCAGUAACUGGACCAAGCGACGGAAUUUCUAGUACUUCAACGAUCAAAACUUCAGAGCCCGUUACUAUUCCAUCGAGAAGUACAAGUCCUGGGAAGACUGACACUUCUCAAUCUACAACAGCGGUAACAGAAACAACAAAUCCUGCGAAAAGCGACUCGUCCAGAAAUUCAAGUGUUUUGAUGUGUAAUCUAUUAAUUUGGAGUUCUAUAGCCAUUGUUACCAUGCUCAAUAUUUUAUGAAAAAUAUUCGUUACAACAUAAAUAUUUACGACAUCACAGAAAUAUUAAAGAAACAUGAAAUAUGCUUACAAGGAAAAGUCAAUGUUAAGAGGUCAACAUACAAACAGAACUAUAAGCAAGUGACUAUACAAAAUGCCAAGUUCUAGAAAGUUAGGAAUAUAAUAAACAGGAUAGGCUAUUAUUACCAUUCAGUAGAUUAAACAAACGAAUACGUUGUCCCCAUGUAUCUUUUCUCUCAUUUGUAUAAUAGAAUUUUCUUAUUAUACCUCUAUUUCAGGCGUCGGCGCUAUGUUGUGUUUACCUUGUCCAUCCGUCCGUUCGUCAAUACUUUGGUUUUUUUCUCUCAAUAUAAACGAAUGUAAUUUAGUCACACAUUUCUCCAAUGCUACAGAACAGAAUCACUUCUUAUUUGGACAGCAGCUCAACAGACGUUUGUGCGUUGUUCUGGUCCUUCAAAACACUUAUUUUAUUUUCACUUUGCCGAUACUUUGAAUUUUGGGUGGGGGCAUGCUGAGUACAAUUCGAG